Aspergillus versicolor CBS 583.65 is the source of this 1071-nucleotide messenger RNA. It is a transcript of the gene gpaB, whose product is annotated as guanine nucleotide-binding protein subunit alpha gpaB. Gene Ontology annotation, biological process: adenylate cyclase-activating G protein-coupled receptor signaling pathway. The record is from RefSeq and is a predicted model, not a curated record. The transcript has 6 exons. Gene Ontology annotation, cellular component: heterotrimeric G-protein complex. Bases 1 to 1071 code for a protein of 356 amino acids. Gene Ontology annotation, molecular function: G protein-coupled receptor binding; GTPase activity; GTP binding. Lineage: Eukaryota; Fungi; Ascomycota; Eurotiomycetes; Eurotiales; Aspergillaceae.
AUGGGUUCCUGCUUUAGCUCAGAGUCGGCAGGAGAUGCGGAACAGAAGAAGAGAAGCCAGGCAAUCGAUCGGAAACUAGAAGAGGACUCUAGGCGCCUGCGGCGAGAAUGCAAGAUUUUGCUACUUGGGUCUGGAGAAAGUGGAAAAUCGACGAUUGUCAAGCAAAUGAAAAUCAUCCACCAGAAUGGGUAUACAGUCGAAGAGUUAGCGUUAUAUCGUUUGACAGUCUAUAAAAACCUCCUCGAAUGCGCCAAAGCCCUUAUUGGCGCCUACCACCAAUUUUCGCUUGAACCUACUAGCCAGAAGGUCCGCGACUAUAUCGAAUUUCUCACCGAUUACAACAUCGAUCCGGAUCCCAAUAUACCGCUGGAUUCAACAGUAGGGGAUGCGAUAACAUACAUUUGGAAUGAUCCGUGCACAUCAACAGCUUUAGAGCGACAGAAUGAGUUUUACUUAAUGGAUUCAGCGCCAUAUUUUUUCGAAGAGGCGAAGCGCAUAACGGCACCCGACUAUAUACCAAACGUCAAUGAUGUUUUGCGCGCACGUACAAAGACAACCGGUAUAUAUGAAACACGAUUUACAAUGGGCCAAUUAAGCAUUCACAUGUUUGAUGUUGGUGGUCAGCGCAGCGAGAGAAAAAAGUGGAUCCAUUGUUUCGAAAACGUUACGUCGAUCAUCUUCUGUGUGGCCUUGAGUGAAUAUGAUCAAGUAUUAUUGGAAGAGGGGAACCAGAACCGUAUGAUGGAAAGUUUGGUACUCUUCGACUCUGUCGUGAACUCUCGAUGGUUCAUGCGAACAAGCAUAAUUCUCUUCCUCAACAAAGUGGAUUUAUUCCGGCAGAAACUGCCUCGCUCACCAUUGAGCAACUACUUUCCAGAUUACUCGGGUGGUAAUGAUGUGAACCGAGCGGCGAAGUAUCUCCUUUGGAGGUUCAACCAGGUCAACCGAGCGCACCUAAACUUAUACCCUCAUUUGACUCAAGCUACCGACACAACGAACAUCCGUUUGGUAUUUGCAGCUGUCAAGGAGACCAUUCUACAGAAUGCGUUGAAAGACUCGGGCAUUCUGUGA